CUGCACCCUCUCUCAUUCUUCUCGACUUAGCAACCAACGGACAGUCGUGCUUAAAUGAAGUUAAAUUUUACAAAUUGAAAAAAAGUUUUUCUGCAUUUAGAAGAAAAUGGAAGAUGAAAAUCCUGAAAACCGCAAAAGACGAUCAUCAAAGGACGAUAGUAGUGAAUAUAAAAGGAAAAAACCAAAUUCCUCACAUAUCUCAGCAUCACAGUCUUCUCAACAUCCAAAAAAACUAAUUGAUCAACUAUUUGAAACUUGGAAAAAUAAUGACUCAACAAAAUCAUCUGGACCUUCGACACCGGUAGCGAAAUCAGACAUUUUCAAAACUUUCCAGUCGCAACAAGCUGCUCUGCUGUUAAAAAAAUCAUCUAUUGAUUUAAAAUUUUCUGAAUUAACAAAAGAAAAGGUAAAAUUUGAAGCAAAACAAAGAACGGCAAUUAUAGAUCUCAAAUUCUGUGUGGAUAUAUAUAAUAAUGUACAGGAAGAUAUUAAUAGUUUAUAUGAAGACAUUCGAAGUAUGGUUGAGCUUCAAAAAGGGAUUGAUCAAAAACUAGCUGAAUUGUGUGACAUGAGAUCUCUUUUAAUUCAAAAUUUAAACAAGAAACUCAAUAGAAAGAAAGACAUUUUUACUAAAUUAUCGAAUGAUGCCAAAAAUUCCGAUAUAGAGUUGAAAAGAAUUGAAUUAGAAAAAUUAGAGGAACAGCUAGCCGAACUGAAGAAUGAAAAUGAGAAAUUGAAAAUAUCAGAUAGCCAUUUAAGUGAUGUAAAAAAGAAACUGAACGACGUUAAAGAACUCAAUCUCAUGUUAUUAACAGAAGAAGUUGAUCUUAAUUUGUUUUUACAAGAAGAAACUUUUCGACGUUUGGAAAAUAAUUCCAAAUACGCCCAAGAACUGAAUAAAUUUGAAGCAGAAAUUGUUGAACGUCAGAAGGACUUAGAAAGUUUGAACUACGUUAAUGAAACUUUGGAUAUUCUCCACGUUAGAAUGAAGGAAAUGCUAUCUGAAAAAUUGGAUUCCCAUGAUUUUCGACCUAUUAACUUGACAACAAAAAUUCGUACUACGCAGAAUAAGAUAAAAAAUAAACAAUUUUCCUUAGAAGCCGUGAAUAAACUUUCGGAUUUAACAAAUUGUUUUUUGAAGCUUCGUUGUAAAUUGAAUGAGACAAAGACGUCGAUUGCUUCGUUUUCAUUGAAAACCAAAGAGAAGGGAAAAAUUGAUGAGACAUUAAUUGCAGUAGACAAGGAAUUAAAACUAUUAACACGAGAAGAAAUUUCAAAUGAAAUGAAAUUAUUAAAUAAUGAAGAGGAAGAAUUGAAUCUUCAAUACGAGACUCUUACGAAAGAGAAUUUUGAAAUUUUACGAAAAUUAAAUAAUUUUUCGAAUUACAAUGAAGAGGAGGAAAUAAUUCGAAAUUUAAAAUCAGAAAUUGACCAAAAAAAGAAGAAACACAAUGAACUGAUGGAAUCUUACAAGCUAAUAAAGGAAAAAAAUAAAGAACACUUUGAAGAAUAUCCAGAUUUAUUGGAUUCCAAUGUUACAAGAACCUUUGAAGAGUUAAAAAUUAAAUUAAAGAUAGAUGUAGACACAGCCGAGAAGAAAAAAACAUCUUUAACAAAUGUUCACCAUCUGAAACUCAAGGAACUUGAACAAAAAGCCAAGAAAUACCGAAGUGUCUACAGAGAAGUAAAUCAAGAAUUAAAAUCAGGCGAGAAACAAUUUACCGACUUGGAAAAGCAAAUCGAAGAUGCAGAAAAUGAAUUAAAAAACUUAAGAGAUGAGAGAAAUGAAAUUCAAACAACAAAAAAAUUAGAAUUUAAAAAUGAGGAGAUCAACAAAUUGUGGAAAGAAGGUAGAUUGAAAACAGAAGCGGAGUUGAAAGAAAAAGAAAAAUCGGAAAAAGAAAUAGAAUUAAGAAAAGAAAAAACCGAUCUGAUUAUAAAAGAAGAAACGGAGAAGAAAAAGAAACCUUCAAUAAUAAAAGAAGAACAAGUAAAUUUGAAUGAAGAAACAAUGACUUUAAUAAAAUCACUGAAAUCUAAACUUCCAACGUUACAGUCACAAAAAAUUGAAUCUGAGAAUUCUGAAAAAAAGUCAUCGCAGACGACAGUUGAAAAUAAAAAAUUUUCUUCUCCAUUUCACAACUCCGAUAAAAAAUUAACGCAGCAGACAGUUGAUAGAAUGAAAACGUCCUCUCCAUUUCACAACUCCGAUAAAAAAUUAACGCAGCAGACAGUUGAUAGAAUGAAAACGUCCUCUCCAUUUCGUAAAUCCAAUGAUGAUUUAGACUCUAAGUCUACUAAGUCCGGUGAACGAUUAUUUGAUCAAAUUUUUUCUCAAUUUGGAUCACAGAAGAGUCCAAAAAGUAUCAAUAAAUUUCAAAAAUCUGCUGACGAUAUUUAUGCCUUUAAAUCCGAUUCACAUACAUCGUUAGAAAAACUCUUUUCUGAAUUUGGAUCGCAAAAAAAUCAAAAAAUUGAAGUUCAAAAAGUUAUUAAAGAUAAAGAAGAAAAUGCAAAUGUUGUUGCAAAGUCAAGUGAAGUGAGAUCAAAGCAGAAAGAACGGGAACGAUUGGCUGAUAGAAAAUUUUUCAGAACUUCAAGACGAAGUAAAUCUCUUCCUCCGAAAAAAACGCGUUAAUUACAAAUUACAAAAAAAAUUUUUUAAAUAAUUAUUUUAAGAAUUUUUAACUUCUUGUUAAUUAUACUUUUUUAAUUACAUACUAAAAAUAAGUAAAUAUAAUUUUUAAA
Leptopilina heterotoma is the source of this 2748-nucleotide messenger RNA. RefSeq names its product flagellar attachment zone protein 1-like. The record is from RefSeq and is a predicted model, not a curated record. NCBI's taxonomy places the organism in Eukaryota, Metazoa, Arthropoda, Insecta, Hymenoptera, Figitidae. The transcript has 18 exons. Bases 107 to 2638 code for a protein of 843 amino acids.